This is a messenger RNA of Spodoptera littoralis (African cotton leafworm), 540 nucleotides long. NCBI's taxonomy places the organism in Eukaryota, Metazoa, Arthropoda, Insecta, Lepidoptera, Noctuidae. The record is from the annotation of a GenBank genome assembly.
AUGUUUAAGAAUACGAGUGAACUCUACGUAGUCAAAGAGUCCAUCACGGAUGGGAGCCUCUCGGAGCAUCUCGUCAACAUCAUCAUCUGUGAACCUGUCUCCCAUUGUGGUCAGCAGCUCACGGAGACGUUCCUCAUUGAUCACACCUUGGUUCUCUUCGUCAAAGCAACCAAAAGCAUUUUUGAUGACAUCCUCAGGAUCUGUUCCCUGCAGACGCUCACCAAAGAGUGUCAAGAACAUGGUGAAGUUAAUAGGACCAGGAGCCUCAUUCAUCAUGCCUUCCAAGUAAUCCUCAGUCGGGUUUUUACCAAGAGAAGCCAACAUAUCAUGCAGGUCAUCUUUGUCUACAAAUCCAUCCCUGUUCUGAUCAAUCAUGUUGAAUGCUUCUUUGAACUCAGCAAUCUGUGCCUGGUCAAACAUAGCAAAGACAUUGGAAGUGGCACGCUGGGCACGCUUCUUGUUGGUGCCACGGCGACCAGCUGUCUUGCGGGACGACAUUGUGCUAUUUGUAUUUUUAUAUUCAACACAACAAUAAAAUAA